This is a messenger RNA of Zootoca vivipara (common lizard), 3386 nucleotides long. RefSeq names its product solute carrier family 25 member 20 (gene SLC25A20). Gene Ontology annotation, molecular function: O-acyl-L-carnitine transmembrane transporter activity. The record is from RefSeq and is a predicted model, not a curated record. Lineage: Eukaryota; Metazoa; Chordata; Lepidosauria; Squamata; Lacertidae. Gene Ontology annotation, biological process: mitochondrial transport; carnitine transmembrane transport. Gene Ontology annotation, cellular component: mitochondrial envelope.
AGUCCGGACUGGCUGCGGAGGGAAAAGGAGGGUAAAGGUCGCUCGGAGUAGUUAAGCAAGAGGCAGGGCAGGACGGGGCAGGACAGGCAACCUCGCCUCCGGAGCAGCCAUGGCGGAGAAGAAAGGGCCCUCCCAGGAGGCCAUCAGCCCCCUGAAGAACUUCUUCGCAGGCGGCUUCGGAGGCGUCUGCUUAGUCUUCGUGGGACACCCACUGGACACCAUCAAGGUCAGGCUACAGACUCAACCGAAACCUUUGCCUGGGAAGCCUGCACUCUACUCUGGGACCUUUGACUGCUUCAGAAAGACUCUCGUCGCUGAGGGAGUCCGUGGUUUGUAUAAAGGGAUGGCGGCUCCGAUUGUUGGUGUGACCCCCAUGUUUGCUGUGUGUUUCUUUGGAUUCGGCUUGGGGAAAAAACUCCAGCAGAGGACACCCAACGACGUUCUGACAUAUCCCCAGCUUUUUGCUGCAGGCAUGCUUUCUGGGGUAUUCACCACUGUAAUCAUGGCUCCGGGAGAGAGAAUCAAGUGCCUUUUACAGAUCCAGGCAGCCUCUGGUGAAAUUAAAUAUGGAGGCCCUAUGGACUGUGCCAAACAGCUUUAUCGUGAGGCUGGCAUUCGAGGUGUUUACAAAGGAACGGUGCUCACCCUUAUGAGAGAUGUUCCAGCCAGUGGGAUGUACUUCAUGACCUAUGAGUGGCUUAAACAUAUUUUGACACCUGAAGGGCAGAGUGUCCGCGACCUCAGUGUACCCAGGAUUCUGUUUGCAGGUGGCAUGGCAGGGAUUUUUAACUGGGCUGUUGCGAUCCCUCCAGAUGUGUUGAAGUCUCGUUUCCAGACGGCUCCUCCAGGAAAGUAUCCCAACGGCUUCAGAGACGUUUUCCGGGAGCUAAUUCGAGAGGAAGGAGUGGCGUCACUGUACAAGGGAUUUACCGCUGUGAUGAUCAGGGCUUUCCCAGCCAACGCAGCCUGCUUCCUUGGUUUUGAAGUCGCCAUGAAGUUCCUUAACUGGCUCGCCCCAAGUCUGUGAAGACAGGAAGGACGUGUUCCUAAGGGAACCUGAGGACAAGAGGAAGGAGGCAAUCACAUUAGAGGAGCAAAAUGGAACGAUGAAGCAAAAUAAGCUGUAGAAAUGACUUACUUUUUAAUAACCGGUUUUUGCCUUACUCGCUUCCUCUGGAGGAGGCUGUUGUUGCCAUUCGGAAUCUUGAGCUAAUUCUCAUCCCCGUUGGGAGCUUGAGAUGCAUACUUGCCUUCUGAACCCAAAGUUGCCAUAGGGGUAAAGCUGCUAGUAGAAAACCUUACUGCUAUUAAUAGGUGUCAAAUUUCUUAAAACAUUUUUUUUCCUUCUCGUUUGCCUCUUUUGGAAAUAAAGAAGGAAUAUUUUAAUUUCCCUUUUUUUUUAAUCUUAGUAAAGAACCGCAUGGAUGGUGGCAAUGGUACCAGGUGGAGGGUGGAGCUGGAGAUCUAGCCACUGUGCAUUUAAUUCUCAGGAUAAACUUCACACUUAAGUGCAUGCAACCACAUAAGAAGAUUGUUUAGCUUUGGUUUACAGACGCUACACAGUCUGCCACUACAGUUCCCGUGUAAGCAGCAUGGAAAUGAAUGAGACUUGCACAUGGACACAAAUGUUACUUCAGCAGUCCCAUGAACUUCAGUGGGGCUUGUGCGUUACUCAGUUAUGGCAGGUCCUGGGUUUUAAGUCUCUUGCUUGUUACCUUGAGGUGUAUGGCCCACACUCAGUGGCACGGCAUGCUGGCUUGAACUAGUUCACACACUGAAAGCUAGAGAACUGGACACAACAGAUAUAAAAUUAACAGAGCUGCAGAAUCUUGUAUUAAUGUCUAAUCUCCAGGUUUCUUCAGAGAUCCUGUCGCAGUUGCCUAGAAAGUCAGCACAGAAACAUGGGCGUUUCAAGCCCCCUUUCCCCCUAAAAUACUCUUUCAAUAGGUGCUUUUUGGUAACCGGUGAUCAGGGCUGGCCCUAAGGCAAGGCUGGGUGGCGCAAUAUGCCAGGGGGCGCUGCGCUGCGGUGCCCGCCAGACAGCCGUGCUGGGAAACGGGGGGGGGGGGGCAGCGCUGGAAGGAUCUUCACGCCAGGGCGCCAGAUAUGCUUAAGACGGCCCUGCCGGUGAUACCAGUUACCAGCUUCACAAGUGCCAACCUCAUGGUUAUAUCUGAGGUGCCAAUUGAUGAAUUCUGGUACAUAUCGUACCUGUGCUUGUAUUAUGGUGGUGUCAAAGUCAAGAGAGGUUUUAAAACUGGAAGCUGAAAGAGCCUGAAAUAGGACAACUUCAGAGUGACUGUUUCCACUGCUGUUUCUCCUCAAGAGGACUUUGCCGCAUGCCUGGUGUGUUUUAGCUGAAGCACAUCCCAUGCUCAGGCAGUAAAGGCAGGACUAUUGAUCUGUAAAGUGUUUCAGUGGGAUAAAAUUAUCCUGUUCAGGACUAUAGUGGUGCCUCGCUAGACGAAUUGAAUUUGUUCUGGGAGUCAAUUCAUCUUGCGAAAAAUUCGUCUUGCGAAUCCCAUGGGAAUGCAUUGAAUUUUUUUUUAAAAAAAGAAAUCUUGCCCAUAGGAACGCAUUAAUUGAAUUUCAAUGCAUUCCUAUGGGAAACCGCGAUUCGCUAGAUGAAUUUUUCACAAAACGAAUUCGUCUUGCAAGGCAACCUCCGAUCGCAAAACCCAUUCAUCUAGCGAAAAAUUUGUCUAGCAGGGCAUUCGUCUAGCGAGGCACCACUGUAUACAUUUGCUGAGUCUCAGCCAGAAUUUGGUCUUGGUGUUUUUGUUUACACCAUUGGCAGAGACUUGUCCUCCUUUUCAUAGAUAUCAGCCAGGCUAUUUUAAAAUUAGCCUCUGCCAUCAUGAGAGCCAGAGUCUUGUUCUAAGGGCUGAGAUUCUUUUGGAAUGCAAAUCCUAUACUAGCUUCUCCGGGGAACCCCAAAAGGCUGCUCGUGUUCUCUUGGUGUAUAGUUUUGUAUCUGUUGCUGUCUAUGAGAAUCUGUUGUUAAACACACAAAUUGAACUUUAACUCGGCUGGGACUGAAAGCCUCCUUCAGGACAGUUGAGAUCCUGCUUUAACUAAAAAUUGGCUGUCUGGCUGUCAGUCGUUCUGCUCAUUUCUCAUUGUGUCUUUUAUAUUUGAGGCAUUCCAAAGAGAAAUCAUCUCUCUGGAAUAUACUCCUCUACCAAAGUAAGACAAUUAAGCCUGCACAAGCUGCCUAUGAGCUUUUGAAAAAGUAACUGCUCCCUUAAAAAAAAUAAAGAUCAUAUGCAUAGUUUCAUGAUGGUGGUUUCAUCUCUUGUAAAACAUUAAUAAAUUGCUUCAUGAUGCCCAUCAUUAAAACAUUAAGCUGGUCAUUUCCUUCCUAUCUAAGACAAAGGAUUGCUUUC